CCGCCGCCCGUUCCGUUCCGUUUCUUCCUUCGCAAGUUGGUCGCGCGCUCAAGGAGCCGAAUCGCUCACCUUUCCCCCCCAAACCCCGCUCCCCCCGAACGAAAUCCUCCAGAAAAAAAAUCCCACCGAGCGAGCAGAGGACACCGAGAUGGCGGCUCGGCGGCUGGCCGGCGCGGGCCGCGCGGUGCUCUCGCUGCCCAGCGUGCGGCGGCGGGCGACCAACUCCUGGGCCGCCGUCCGCGACACCUUCUUCUCCACCAAGGAAGUGUUCGAGAGCCACCGCGUCGUCUUCACCGUCGGCACCUCCAUCGCCUCCGUCCUCACGGCCUGGGCCGGUUACUCUCUUCGUCAUAUGCAGCAAACAAAGAUCGACAAGAGGCUUCAUUCCAUUGAGGAAUCUUUGAGGAACACCCACAAAGUUGAACAUGAUGAGAUCAAAAAGAUUGUUACCUCCUAUAAUAUUAGCACUUCAGCUUGUAUAGCCACUGCAUUGACAACUACGGUUGUUGGGUACGCCCUGGGGUGGCGCGGCGGAGCCUGGUACACCCGGAGGAUCGUCCGGAGGGAGCAGCAGAAGCUGAUGGGCCAGAUAAAGUCGCAGAACCGGUGGCACUGGCGCCCCUUCAGCAAGCUGAGGACCCGGUUCAGGAGCAACCGGCACGCCUCCAAGACCUCCGACGCCGCGCCACUUCCCGGCAAGGACGCCGAGGCCUCCAUCAACAAGGGCCAGGGCAGCGAGGCCCUUUCGAACAACGCAGCCUCGGCGAACGCCAGCAGUGGCUCCCAGCCAGCAGCGGCGGCCGCGGCGGGCUGCAGAUGACUCUGGUUAGAAAGAAAACGCGGGUUUUGAAGGAAACAACCGAUGACGUGCCUGGGAAGGAGAUCGAGGGCAAAGAAGAUGCUAAGACGUUGUAGGUUUAUAUAUGGACUGACAGUCGACCAGCCAGUCACUACUAAUCUUUUGCCAAUAAAAAGAAAUGCCGGCCUUAAUCCGGUGGUGGCUAAUUUUGUAGCGUUAACCAGGAAACCAUCUGGAUGAUUUGAUAAGUACUU
Molecule: messenger RNA, 1053 nt
Organism: Triticum aestivum (bread wheat)
Lineage: Eukaryota; Viridiplantae; Streptophyta; Magnoliopsida; Poales; Poaceae
Exons: 5
Coding region: 149-820 (223 amino acids)
Source: RefSeq, a predicted model, not a curated record